UAGGAUUAAAUUUUGAACACAAAAUUUCAUGUUGUGUCGUAUAAUAUUAUUUAAAAACUAACGUUCUCGAGAAUGUCUCAUUAAAUAUUGAUAGUUUUUUAUCACCUUAAUGGCCUAUAGUUUAGAAAUUUCUCAUGACAUGCAUUCAAAAUCAGAAGAUUGUGAAAUUGAAACAACAUGUGCACCACAACUAGUGGAUGCCCUCCUAAAGUUUCCGAGUUUCAGAGCAACAACAGCGACAAGCGAAGCAGCUUUCAGUCUAGUUGGAGAUGCUCGCGUCGAAAGGUCGAUCUUAUUUCUCAUCGCUGGCGUGCAGUUUUUUGUGUUUUUGAGAUUUUUCAUCAGUGAUUAUUGGUGUGUUUUAUACGGUUUUUCGGGAAUAAAAACCGAAGAAUUAGUGGUAAAGCUACCGCACGUGAAGUUGAAUUCAUUAGGAGUGUUUUUUUACGUUCAACUAAGUUGGGGCUUUGAUUGCAUUGGAUUCGAACGAUUUUUCAUCCAAGAGUGGAAAGUAAGCCGCAUCAGCAGACAUGUUUUCGUUUUCGGAAAAUUUUCCGGUCCGAGAGGCAAAAAUGGUGAUGGUUACGUGAAAAUCCGUGGUGGAUGCUAACAAACUCGGAUGCGUUGGUCGUUUGGGAAGCAGUGAGUCAAAGUUUUGGAACGUGUGCUAUUGAUUAAAGUGAAAUAAUUGGGAUUCAUAAUUGCUAGACAAGCGGAGUGAAAAUAUAGGAGGAAAAAAAGUUGCACAAAAGAGUACGCCUGAAGAGUACGUAUAGUUGUGUUGGUGCGUAAAUGAAUAAAGUUUUAUGGUGUAUGCGUGCGGCUAACGUGAGACAGGAUAAAACGCAGGAAGACAAAAAGGAUAUCCAGUUUUAUGUAUACAAACACAACAUACAGUGACAGAGGCAGUCAACAGCAUAAGCAUAAGCAGCAGCAUAGACAAAGCAGGAGAUCUGCCUUUUUGCCUAUGUGCUGAAAAAGCAAAACGCGACGAGCGAAACCUGGUUCGGAUCAAAGGUGGUCGUCACAGACGAAUGGGAAAAGUGCAGCCGAAGUUGAGUCUCGACGAAUGCGCCCACCGAUAAAAAAGGUCUCUUGCGGUUGUGUGAGCAAAACCAAUAUCAUUUGUGCAUAUCAAACUAGGAGGAUACGCUCCAGGAAUCAAAUUUCAGUGCUUGCACGUCGGUGAAGCUUAAUCUGUGGGAGUCUUUCCGCGCGUUAGAAAAAUAGAAGACCAGCUGUGCAGUGAAUGAAAAUCGAAGAGAAAGUGUGAAAACAAACAUACGUCUUUUUCGAUGGCUUUCGGCCGUUAGUGCUAGCGCGGGAAGGAAGUGUACGGUGGAUAAUGAGUGGUAAAAGCACCUCCAAGAAUAGGUGAACGGGCCGAAGAAGAUGGAAAAUGUCGAUAGUUUCCUAUCUUGUCUUAUUGAAAUCGUUGUUUGCGACGCGAGCGUGAAAAAGUAGGGCUAUAAUCGAUUUUUCACGGUAUAUUUAUCCGCUUUCCUAAGAGAAGAGUGUGCAUAACAUACAGCAGGGCUCCGCCAUUGAAGUGGCUUCGACCCUGAGAAGACUGUUUUUGAUCGCCUUUUCGGUAGCGGGCAAUAUAUUCCCCAAGUAUUAGAGCAUACAUAAACAAACACACACAUACACGUUAAAACAUGGAUAUCGGAAUGGAGCGCAACGAGGGAGGCGCCACAAUUGGCACCCUUUUCCAGCACAUUGUCAACGACAUGAAGAAUUCUAGUCCGCUGUGGGAAGACUUCAUUGCGAAAGCUACAAAAUUGCACGCUUGUUUACGGGCUGCAAUACAGGCAUUAGCGGUAUAUUUGGAAGCAUUCCAGAAAAUCGCUGAUGCCGCUACCAACUCAAAAGGUGCCACCAAAGAAAUUGGUACCGCACUGACACGGGUAUGCCUGCGGCACAAGGCAGUCGAGACGCGGAUGAAAACCUUCACCGCCGCAAUUAUGGACUGCCUGAUUGUGCCUCUGCAGGAGAAACUGGAAGACUGGAAGAAACAGGUAGCCAUCAUAGAUAAAGAUCAUGCCAAAGAAUACAAACGCUGUCGAACAGAGCUGAAAAAACGCUCCAGUGAUACGCUGCGAUUACAGAAGAAAGCCAAGAAGGGUCAAACCGAUAAUUUGCACAUUCUGGUGGAGUCUUCCAUGCAGGACGUGACGCUGCGGCGAAGUGAACUCGAGGAGGUCGAGCGGAAAUCGCUCCGCUCCAUCAUGGUUGAAGAGCGGUCACGUUACUGCACCUUUGUAAAUAUGCUACAGCCUGUGGUACACGAAGAGUGUGAAGUGAUGUCGGAACUAAGUCACCUGCAAGAAGCAAUGCAAAUAAUAGCAGUAGUCACGAAAGACCCCGCAGUCCUGCCUCAAGCUUCGGAAGAGCUGAUUCUUGAGUCGAAAACGAAUAUGAACCUAUACCCGGACUCGCCCGGUGGAUCGAACUCUCAGGGAGCUUGUUCGAAUUCGUUAGGAUCUCGAAAGAGUUCUGUUUGUUCAAUCAGUUCAAUAAACAGCAGCAGUAGUGGUUCUCCAGGACACCAAUUCCAAAGAUCUCUAUCACAGUACUCUCCGGCGAUACGUUUGAAACCAGGUGAAUCUAGUGAUAGCGGAUUUUGUUCUUCGCCAGCCUUAACUUCACAGGCAUCAACGCUCGCUAGUCAAUCACAUGCAGUUUCUACGUGGCCACCCCAUACGCAAGAUGGCGCCAGCUCUGCCGAUCGACCACACACAAUAUCGUCAGCGUACGAGAAAGGUCACCAACGGCCAGCGUUAACAGUCUACACGUUCCAAAACCCAGAAGCGAUAUCGGAAAACCAAAAAUCCCCUGCCAACAUAUCGUGCCGGCCACCACUUCCAGUCCGAUGCUCAUCACUUGAGAGGCCUCUCUCGACUGCUUCCAUAAAGAAUUCCAAUUCGAAUGUUCCACGACAAUGUCCCUCGCCAAUUCCUGCCCACAUUACCAAAGAACACCCACAAUUACAACCCACCUACGUCAAUAUGACGGAACUGGCAUCGAUGGCUGCCUCAAAGAAUACUAACAAUAAUAACCAAACUGCAACUAAUCAGCCACAGUCGUCGGCACAAACUCCAGUGCAGCAGCCCCAGCUGAUGGGAUACCAACCGCUACAGCAGCCGAAUUCUCCGGUGCUCUCGUCGGCGUCUUCGCUCAUAUCGCCAGAUUCGAGUGCUACCAACGCAAUCAGCUCACCGGAUGUAUCCGCCUGCAGCACUCAAACACCUCAAAAUACUCCUCAGACUGGUUCACCACAGACGCCUAUCUACAGUAGUAGUUCGGUGAUUGUUCCUACAAUCAGUGCAAACAACUGUGCUGAUGAAAAUGAUGGUGGUGGUAUGAGCACUGCUAACGGUGACGGAAGUGGGCCCCUUUUGGCCGUCGUCGAUGGAACUGCCAAUCCGGAAAACGCAGUCGCUGGCGGAAACGAAAAUAAAGAUAUCCUUAAAUGUACCGGUUCAGUUUUAGAGAAAACGUCGAUGUUCGAGCAGCAAAUUAACAACAACCAAAAUGCACCCACACGAAGCGAACCUAUCUACGGUCGGAAAGGCGAAGACAUUUACAAAACUACGGGUCUGCUAGCGGAACGAGAAGCAGAUCGGAUCGACAAAGAGACAAUAGAGGAGCUAAAUAAUCUAAUCGGCGAACUAGACCUUUUUCAAAAAGAGCACGAACUUCGAUUAGGAGAACAAUACUGCCAGCCGCCACCCUCGGCCACCCACACCCAGGAGAACGGUAUGAUCUACUCCAACAAUAACGUCAAUGGAAACUUGUCGUCGAACAACAGUGAUUCAGCUGCAAGUGAUCGCAACGACAAAAUAUCAAUCUCCAGUUCAAUGAAUAUCGAAGGGAUAAACCUAUCACUCAAUAGCGAUAACGAUAUGUGCAAGCUCAACGUAGAACAAGAUGGGUGUGACGCUGUGGAUUAUUCUAACACAGGUUUCGAAAAUCCGUCCUUUAUGCAUUUGAACGAUUCUGAAAUCGUAGUAAUUCGGCAAAAUGAAUUUGGAAGGGUUGAUCCGGAAAACUAUUACAGUCAAAAUAUGAGCGAAGUAGUUGUCUUGCGAUGUAAAGAUAUUGCCAAGCCGGAUGCAAAUCGAAUAGAAGAGACCGUGAGUGUCGACAGCCAACAACGACUGAGUUCAUUCAAGUUGAAUUCGAGAUCGGCAUCACCGGCACUUUCGUCGUUUGCAGUGUCGCGAUCUCCAACGCCGUCAUUGUCGGUGUCGCAAUCAACUGCAACAACUCCCACGAUGGCGUCACCGCAGCAUAAUAUUGCUAUCAGCAUAUAUAACAAUAAUAACCACAACAGCAACCAUGUGAUAAGCCUACACCAUCCAAUCCAACAACAACAACAGCAGCAGCACUUCACCAACGGUAAUGAGAAAUGCUCGUUGAUCUCCAUGCCUUCUGAUGAGCGCAUUAAUAGAAUUAAGCCAGCAAUCACGCCACGACCUGCAUCGUUAUCUGGGCCCAAUCGUGUUGCCAGGCGGGCUUCCGUAAAUACAGUGAAGCCACCACCACCCGUGCGACGAAGCUCCAGUGUAACGCCCAGUCCGAAUCUCGGAACGGCUUCGCCGAAUUUGGCUCAGCAAAGUCUUGCGUAUACAUCAUCGGAAAGUCUUCCACCUCCUCCUGCCUAUCUUCUUGAUAGCACAACUGGAAACUCACUCAUUCCAGGUAAUGUAGCGGGUACGGUAAAAGCAUUGAAUGAAAUCCGGCACAAGCCGGCUAGUCCUGGUGUUCUGAGACGCGCUCAACAACCCCUUCCGAAUCAACAACCUCCCGCUUCGUACUGCCCUAAUACAUACAACAGCACGCCAAAACACGAUCUCUCUAGCACAUCUUCUAUGCCUUAUACAACACAAUCACCGCCAAAUUAUUUACCUCCCAUGAGCGAUAAUCCUAAUACGUCAUCCUCACGAAACACGAAGUCAUCGUCACAUCAGCAAGGCAUUUACGCACAACCCAAACAACUUACGAGUAUGUCCAGCUUCCGAACAGCAAGUCCAGGUCCGCAAAAACAAAGCACAGGAUUCCUGGCGCAAUUGAAUGCCAGAAUCGCACCCAAUAAGCCACAAACACCAGCAUCUCCACAGCACUAUCAGCAACAGCAGUCCUUCACAUACACGACGGCACCUUCGAACGAAUCCGCCUACCACAGGAGUAGUCCAGCAGAUCAGCGGACAUCCUACAGCAGUAGUCAUCACCAGCAAUCACAUCAACCAGCACAUGGGAUAUAUUCAUCUGCAUCCCAGCAAGCAUCUGGUCACCACCAGCAGCAAGCGAACUAUUACCAGCAACAGUCGCAUUCGCCUCCAGUCAGCCAAAGAGACGGUAAAAAUCAAGUUUAUUCCUCCGCACAUUCUCAAAUUCCGCAGGCACAUCACUAUCAACAUCAACAACAGCAACAGCAGCAGCAAACAACGACCUCGCAAUACUACUACCAAUCCCAACCGCAGCAAAACUAUGCCGCCCAAAAUAUCUACGUUUCCACUAAUCCUUUCGCGACCGCCAGUCCGGUCCAUGCUGGUGGUGUGUCCAGCUAUUCGCCCUCAUCGUUUGGAAAAGCUCCUGCUCGGGAUAGUAGCAGCAGCAGUGCAAACGGAAGUGGUGUUGGAGUUAACAAUACGCACGACAAUUCCGGCCAUGGUGUUCUCUACAACCGUUCAAGUUCAAACCGUAGCAAUAGUGCAAGUAAUGCAAAUUCCAAUAAUGUUCUCGCAAAAACGAGUGCAGGUUUUUUGGAAAACCUUAACGCCAGGCUAGCAGAGCAAAGACUGUCCGGAAAGGCAUUUGCAGUGCGAAAUCUCAUCAAUAGCAAAGCGUUGCCCGACCCUCGGAUAUGUCACGAAUCUCUAAUGGAUCAAAUCAAGCGUGGCGCAACGCUAAAACGCAAUCGAACGAUAAACGACCGAAGUGCGCCGAAAAUUCACUAAAAAUCGACGCGCAUGAAGCAAACGAAUCAUCAUACCAAAUAGAGAAAUUUUCAAUUAAAGGAAAAGCGUUGGUCAUAUCAGAACCACAAAAGUAAGGUAAAUUUUCAGAUUGCGGUACUAUUCCAAUCUGUUCGAGUUAACAGCAUAGUAAUAUCCUGAUAGUAUUUCGUCCAGAACAGCAAGAGAGGAAAAUGAAGGCGAGCUCGGAGUUUUUUUUUUGUUUCAGUACCUACAGUUACAUAAUUUGUUGAAUUAUUAUUUAUCGCUAGUCGAAGUAGAGGAAAAAACACAUCACUGAUGAAAUAUGAAUGGACAGGGUGAGAAUUCUUUGAAGAACUGAUUGUAAUCAAAAUAUUUUUAUUAAAAUACAACAAAGUAAUGAUGUGAAUAAAUGGAAGUUAAUUAUACAUAUUUGAAAUGUUAUCUAAUAACUAACGUGUAUUUAGAAUUGGUUCAGGAUUUGCUGUAUUAGUUAGAAUGCUGAAUAUCACAACGCGCAACGUUUACACUCAGACAUUGCUGCAACUAUAUCUACCAGAAUUUGAAUUAUGGAAGUAAAAAAAAAACUUUCUAGGAACGUGCAUAGAAAGUACGCUUUCGUUUUAUCCCUCAUCGUGUCUUCGAAUGAGCACAACUUUUACAGUAACCUUAUACAUAUACUCACGAAAUUUAUACCAAAGGAACGAUUUUUCAUUUACAUUUCAAAACUUUUAACACAAUUAUCAAGUUUUAAUCUGCAUAUACAGAACUGAAUACUGCGUAGAGAACAAAAGUAUACAAUAGAAACAAGAUAUCAUUUUCUCGUGAAAAAAAAUGAAACCAUGAAGCACUGAAAUUAAAGUCUCCUUUAGGAGCAAGUUAGAAUUCCUCGGAUGGGGAACCAACAAUUACAUCAAUUAACGACAAGCAGAAGCAUUGGAUAAAUGUAUGCAAAGGGAUUCGACUUAAUUUCCAUGUGUUCAUUGGGCUGAUGUUAAUUUGAAGAUUGAUUUAAAUGCUGUAAAAUGACAAAUCGUAAACCAACAUCUGUUAACAAUUUGGAAAAAAAAACUUGCUGAACACACACCAUUCAAUAUGGAGUAAGUAUUGUAACACUCGUUUUGAAUAUUAGAACACCCAAAACAUACUAGAAUCACCGAUAAGCAUAAGUUGCAUUCUGACAAAGUGUAUCAUUGAAGGAAUACC
This is a messenger RNA of Aedes aegypti (yellow fever mosquito), 7148 nucleotides long. RefSeq lists its product as uncharacterized. The record is from RefSeq and is a predicted model, not a curated record. The transcript has 20 exons. Lineage: Eukaryota; Metazoa; Arthropoda; Insecta; Diptera; Culicidae. Gene Ontology annotation, cellular component: cytoplasmic side of plasma membrane; actin cytoskeleton. Bases 1659 to 5963 code for a protein of 1434 amino acids. Gene Ontology annotation, molecular function: actin binding; phospholipid binding. Gene Ontology annotation, biological process: cell projection assembly; plasma membrane organization.